Molecule: messenger RNA, 216 nt
Organism: Linum trigynum
Lineage: Eukaryota; Viridiplantae; Streptophyta; Magnoliopsida; Malpighiales; Linaceae
Source: the annotation of a GenBank genome assembly
AUGCCUUCUUCGGUGUGGGUUAACCCAUCUACCCAUGGUGCCAAGGAUGCUGCUGGUGAUGGGGAUCAGAGGCGUGCGGCGGGAAAGGACAGAGGGCAGGAAACGGGCACUAGGCGCAUUGUCUUGGAGCUUCCCUUAGCUUCUUCUCAAAGGCGACAGGGGGGAGCUGCUGCUGAGGUUAAGAAGGCAGGGGAAGAAGCUGGGAGGAGGAUGUAG